CCAAAAAGCAGAUGGGGACGUGAAAGCGUUUUUAUUUUUUUAAUAGUUCAAAUAAGACCCGUCCUCUUUUCAGAGUUGGUACAGUCCAGUGUCCUCUGCCUUGCUGAGUGAAGAGCUGAAGGCCACGGCUAGGAGUAAACACAAGGCACCAUGGUCAACUACGCAGCUUUCGUGCGGACGCAUUGGGUGAACGUAUUCCUACCCAUCGGUGUGUUUUUGGGGAUGUACUUAGACAGUCUACAGGAACAGAAGCUGACAGGCUUCAGGAACAAAAGUGCUUUGUACAGCAGGGAGCUGAAGCCAGGUGAGGAGACAACCUGGAAGUAGACCACCCAGACCUGAACGGAGUCCUUUCAUCUGUGUUGCAAUGACUGAUGGGCGGCCCCUCAAAUCAGCAUAUUUAAGACUCUUCUAUUUCCUUUAAUGAGUUGUAUCAACCAAUAAAAACAUGUACUUUCCCAUCAAACCA
This is a messenger RNA of Labrus mixtus (cuckoo wrasse), 469 nucleotides long. Its product is annotated as NADH dehydrogenase [ubiquinone] 1 beta subcomplex subunit 1-like. NCBI's taxonomy places the organism in Eukaryota, Metazoa, Chordata, Actinopteri, Labriformes, Labridae. The transcript is spliced from 3 exons. The coding region runs from base 151 to 327 and encodes 58 amino acids. Gene Ontology annotation, cellular component: mitochondrion. The record is from RefSeq and is a predicted model, not a curated record.